CAAACUGCAACAAAUCCCAACCCAAAGCCGUGUUGAUUAUCUCCUGAUCAGUGCGCAAUUGAUGUUCUCAGAGCUAUUUUACGUCAUCUCGGGUAUCAGCCAGUAGUAUCGUCGUCAUUGCACUGACAGAUGGCCGUCGCCUUUACCGCAAGCGUGGGCUUUCUUGCGGAUAGAGCUUGCUCCUCCGUGACGAUCGCUUCGCGUUCUUCGAUUGAGUCACGCGGUCUCCGCUUGUCCUCCACAGCAUCCCUAGCGUCGGGGAAUCAUGGAAUGUCCAAGCGGAUCAGUGGCCAGGGGCAGCGGCUGAGCGGUGGGAGUGACACGUCAGCUCCUCGCCUUGUGCAUUGCCGUGCUUCUGCUGGUGGGGAGAGACUGGCAGCGCAGUCGCGACGGGUGCAGAUGGAUGCGACCAAGGUGCUGGCGGAGCUGCUCCAGGCCAAGGACCUGCAGGCCUCCGUGCGGGAGCGACUGGACGAUCUGUCAGAGGAGUUCUUCAUGGUUUCGUCGGCGUACUUGGACAUGGCUCGCAAGGAAGGCAACCCUGAGGUGGUGCAGCAGUUGGAAUCGGUGCUGAAAGUGGCUAUGACUGAGAAGGAGAAGACCCUCAGACCUGAAAUUCGCAUGCUGAACCAGCUUCUGCGCGACAAGACUGCUGCAGAUCGUGUGAAAACUCUAGCAGCUUACGAGGAGUACCUGGUUCCAGGAAGUUACUUCUUCCACCUGCUCAACCGCAUGCUUGUAGAUGUGGAGUCACAGAAGCCGCCACAAACCAAGUUGCUCACACAAUUGCGCACAAUCAAUAGAGAGGUGAAGGAGGCGGCAAAGGGGGCCAAGAAGGCGAAGGAGAGAAAAUCCAGCACAAGUGAGGAGAACUGAGUACUAUGUGGUCGUCUGAUUGUUUGCAUGCUUGCUUAGUCUAAAAAACCCUAGUGGAUGCAUGCCUUUGUUUGUUGGACCUAAUAAAUAACCAAACUAGUAGGUGCCUGGCUCGCUUCUGAAGCCAUUGCACUCUUACCCUGAUCAACUCCCUGUUUCUGUCAGUGCCGAUCAAAAUGGCUGCGCGUUGCGUAGUCGGAUGCUCGCGCUGAUCAGUGUUGCGUCUCACGCGCCGCGCAACUCCCGUCGUGGACAAGCCUUGGUCAAGGGAGGCACGUCUUGCUCUACCAGACUACCACUACAAGCACAUCUUGGGUAGACCUAUUUAAGCUGUUUGUCAGAUGACAAUUUGCCAGUUUUAGAGACCAAAUUAACGCGACUCUUCACUGCUUGCCAGAUAGAGAGGCGAAAUGGCUUGUCGCGGUAUCGCCACCACGUCUCUAGUCCCCGGCUCUGCACGAAGCGUCACGGGUACGGGACAGAAACAGAGAAGAGAAGACAUUCGAACGCCUCGACCGAUCAAUCCAAUUCUCUCUUCGCACCCAGCUCUGCUUCAUCCUUCUGCAUUCGCCGCGUCUCCCCGUGCUUCCCUGACUCCAAACCUUCCACUCCCGCGAUCGCCGUUCUGGGGUUUGCAUCUCCGGUUCAAUCCGUGGGGACGCGAGGAGGCCCGAGUUCGCCUUGCGGAAUGCGGCGGGUUUAGAUUGCGGCGGUCGAACCCCGCAAAGAGCG
Molecule: messenger RNA, 1608 nt
Organism: Closterium sp. NIES-67
Lineage: Eukaryota; Viridiplantae; Streptophyta; Zygnematophyceae; Desmidiales; Closteriaceae
Source: the annotation of a GenBank genome assembly